ACUCAUUGCAGGGAUAUAAUGGGCCUGAACUCCGUGGACUUGCACCGGCGAUCCACAUUGGUAAGACAACGACGACGAUGCUGUUCGCAUAAUCCUGCGCUGCCUUCAUUACGAAAGCGCAAAGCCGUGGAAGUAAGACGAAAUAUUUGUGUAUAACAGAAAUCGCAUCGCGCCGUUACAGCAAUGGACCAUCACGCUCAAUCCAAUAGCAGCUCCUACUCCUGCAAGCCUCUACACCACCAGAUCUCCCCUUGAUACACCAACAGCCAUGGCUCUCACAACUCUCGUCACCACCGCUCUCCUGUGGCCCUUUGACAUCUCGUCCGCCGCCAUCCAAGCGCCAAAGGCCCCCGUCUUCAGGGAACUAGGCUCUCUCCCGGCACCGGGCUUCUUUGAGAACAUAGCCAUCCGCCCCUCCACGUCCUCCCUCCUCGCCACGCGACUCACCGGCGGCCCAGAGGUGUACAUUGUCAAGGACCCGGCGUCCUCCACGCCCGACUUCUCUCUCCUCGCCACCGUGCCCGACUUGGACGUCCUCCUCGGCAUCGACCAGCUCAUCCCCGACGAGGAGGCCUGCGCGGGCGAGGAGCGUGUCUACGUCGUCGUCGGCGGCAAGACCCCCACCGGAAGCCCCUUUGACAUGGUCGUUGGCUCCGCCGCCCUUUACACUGUCACGUUCCCCCACCUGGACAAUGACGAGGACGUCGAGGUCGCGCAUCUCAGCGCCCUCUCGGCGGACACCGGCCUGGUGAACGGUCUUGUCGCCGUGCCCGGUGGCGUCCUGAUCGCCGACUCGCUUCGCAGCCGGGUCUCCUUCUACAACGUGACGGACAACAGCUUCACCGAAUCCGCCUACGAGUAUCCAGAGAUGACCGCGCCCGAGGGCGCCGCCAUGUUUGGCAUUAAUGGCGUGCAGAUCCGGGAUAACCAUCUGUACUGGUCCAACACCGCCCUCUCGAGCAUCUACCGCAUCGCCCUGGACGACAACAAGAAGGAGGGAUGCGACGUCAGGCCGGAACUCGUCUUCAACGCCUCGAGCAUUGCCUCUGCCGUGGAUGACUUCAAUUUUGACAUUUAUGGCAACAUUUAUGCCGCCACUCACUUUGACGGCACCAUCGUCUACAGUGACGCGCAGACGGGGGAGAUGAAGGUUGUUGCCGGUGGGAUCGGAGAAUGGGACCUCGCUGGCUGCACGGCGUUGGAGUUCGGAAAGGGUGAGUAUGACCAGGACACCCUCUACGUCACAACCAACUCGGCGACAUUUGGAAACGAGACGCGGGGCGGGAGGAUCGUCGCGGUCGACUUUUGAUUAGUCUAGCCUGGGCGCAGUAGUAGAGACGAGAAGGAGAGACACCCUGCUGUAUAGUAGUAGCCCGCCCA
Messenger RNA from Emericellopsis atlantica, 1380 nucleotides. RefSeq lists its product as uncharacterized. Lineage: Eukaryota; Fungi; Ascomycota; Sordariomycetes; Hypocreales; Bionectriaceae. Bases 269 to 1309 code for a protein of 346 amino acids. The transcript has a single exon. The record is from RefSeq and is a predicted model, not a curated record.